CAUACUUCACAAUUUCACAAAUUCAUCGAUCCAAAUUAUCCCCAUUUGAUCCAACAAUUCACCCUUCACUUUCCGAUUCAACUUCUCUGUAAGUUCUCCUCAUUUUGCUACCUUCAAUCCGCUUCAUAUCCUCCAAUCGCCUGCAAAAAUUUGAAACCCUAACCCUCAAAUUUCAUCAACAUUUGAAAUAGGAUCAGUAUGAGCGGUACGCCUAGUAAGCGCGUGCACGAGGAUAGUGGAGGUCAUUCCUCCCUUUCCAGAUAUUCCCAUCCUCCGGAUGAUUCCGGAACAUACUCCGGCAUCGGGGGAGCAAACUCGAAACUACCAAAUCCAUCAGCUCCAACUGAUUACCACACAUCCUUCGAUACGGGGCACGAUGCGCGUAUGCCUAAAGUCCCCCGUACCGAACUGGAUAGCAGAAGACCACCGUUGCUUCAAAUGUAUCGUAUGCAGCAGCCGUCAUCUUUGACCGAUUCUCAAUCCGAUCAUCCUGUCAACCCUGAGGAAAGAGCUGAGAUCAGAGAUUCUAUGAAGGUUGAGAAUCGUGAUGUGAAUGCGGAAUCGAAAGAGUUGUAUCAGGGUGCUAAAAUCGAGAAAGACGUUAGGUAUACGGGCAGAGGGGAUGAUCAUAAGGAAACAAAGUAUGAGAGAAACGCGUAUUCUGAUUAUAGAAAUGAAGUGAAGACGGAUAAGGAUGGGUACAAUCCAGUGAAUAGUAACGUAAACGUGAAGGAAUCGAAAGAGCACCAUAGGACAUGGAAGUAUCCCGAUACAACUAGCGGAAACAUGGAUCCAUGGCAUGCAUCUCGAAGUAACACCGAAGGCUUGAAUACCGAAGCGAAGGAUCAUAACGCUGAAGCUCAUGAGACGGUAUCGGAGAACAAGGUUGAUUCGAAAGGCGAUGAUGUGCUCAAAGAGCGGGAUCGGAAACGGAAAGACGCGAAACACCGGGAAUGGGGAGAAAAUAACAAGGAGAGAAUCGAAGCUCGGAAUAACGAGAUGAAAGAUCCGACAAAGGAAGAUAGAAAAGACGCACUAAAGGACAAGGAGAAAGUGAAAGAUCAUGGUAAAAGGGAUACAUGGGUUGUAAAUGAGAAAGACGGUUUACAACCGCAUGAAAAGGAAGAUGUGGAUGUAUCGUCGUCGAGAGGUUUGGAUCUCGGAAAACAGAAAAGUACGGAUAACGAAAGGGGGACUGAGAAAGAUGCUGAUACUGAAGGGGAACGCUCCGAAAGACGAAACAAAGGUUUCGAUAAAGAUUCAGAUGACGGGGGUGCUGACGUGGAAGGGAGUGCUGACAGAGAGAGAGAAGGGUUUAGUUACGGUGUUCAGCAGCGGAAAAGGAUGCUUCGGCCUAGAGGCAGUCCGCAGGUUGCAAAUCGAGAUCCCCGCUUUAGAUCUCGUCCUCAAGAUAAUGACGGGUCUACAGGGAAAAGUGAUGUUUCAACAGUUGUGUACAGAGUUGGUGAAUGCAUGCAGGAAUUAUUAAAUUUGUGGAAUGGAUAUAAAUCAUCCAACGAAACUGAUAAAACGUCCGAAAGCUCAAAAAGCUUUCCCACCCUUGAAAUUCGUAUACCCGCCGAGCAUGUUACCGCUACAAAUCGCCAAGUUAAAGGUGGACAGUUAUGGGGCACAGAUAUAUACACUCAUGACUCUGAUCUUGUUGCAGUUUUAAUGCACACGGGCUACUGCCGCCCGACUGCAUCUCCUCCUCCACCUGCUAUUCAGGAGUUAAGGACUACUGUCAGAGUCCUCCCUCCGCAAGAUUGUUAUGUUUCUACUUUGCGAAACAAUGUUCGUUCUCGUGCAUGGGGGGCGGCUAUUGAUUCUGGUUGCAGUUUUCGUGUAGAGCGAUGCCACAUUGUCAAGAAAGCUGGUGGGACAAUUGAUCUUGAACCUUGUCUUACACAUACGUCAACUGUGGAACCUACUCUUGCUCCUGUGGUUGUGGAACGCACCAUGACUACUAGAGCCGCAGCUUCGAAUGCGCUUCGUCAACAAAGAUUUGUGCGUGAAGUUACAUUACAGUACAACCUUUGCAAUGAACCUUGGAUUAAGUAUAGUAUAAGUGCCAUAGCAGACAAAGGUCUGAAGAAGCCUCUAUUUACCUCUGCUAGAUUGAAAAAGGGCGAAGUUCUGUACCUGGAAAGCCCUACACAAAGGUUUGAGCUUUGUUUUAAUGGAGAGAAGAUGGUGAAGUCGGGAAAUGAAACGGAUACGAAUGGCGUGGACAGCGAUAAUAACAACAAUAACCAUAAUAAUAAUGGUAAUAACAAUAUGAUGGAUGUAUUCAGAUGGUCUUUGUGUAAGAAGCCUCUUCCUCAGACGCUUAUGCGCUCCAUCGGCAUCCCUUUGCCGCCUGAACAUCUAAAGGUGUUGGAAGAGAAUCUUGAUUGGGAGGACAUCCAGUGGUCACAAACAGGUGUUUGGAUAUCAGGAAAGGAGUAUCCUCUUUCCAGGGUCCAUUUUCUAUCCCCUGUCUAAAAUCAUCAUACCCUUCCUUCAACUUAUGUUUUACAAACAAGACAAACCAUGUUUGGAAGAUUUUACAUUAUGAUAGAUGUUUGUUGGAUGAAUUUGGAAUUUUAUAUUUAGUCACAUCUUUUUAAGCUAUCUAUAAUUUUUAUUUACUUCA
Messenger RNA from Helianthus annuus (common sunflower), 2635 nucleotides. RefSeq lists its product as uncharacterized. The transcript has 12 exons. The record is from RefSeq and is a predicted model, not a curated record. Lineage: Eukaryota; Viridiplantae; Streptophyta; Magnoliopsida; Asterales; Asteraceae. Bases 199 to 2484 code for a protein of 761 amino acids.